This is a messenger RNA of Cephus cinctus (wheat stem sawfly), 10160 nucleotides long. RefSeq lists its product as uncharacterized. Bases 5267 to 9052 code for a protein of 1261 amino acids. The record is from RefSeq and is a predicted model, not a curated record. Gene Ontology annotation, cellular component: cell cortex. Gene Ontology annotation, biological process: imaginal disc-derived wing hair organization. The transcript has 13 exons. Lineage: Eukaryota; Metazoa; Arthropoda; Insecta; Hymenoptera; Cephidae.
UAUUCAACUCUGGAAUUUUCUCAAGUCUUUAUUAACAUUUCAGUACACAGUGACUGUGAACUUCGAUGCUUUUUUGAAGUAUCCCGGGUAAAUAGAGAAGGGAGACAGUGCGCAUGCGCGCGUGCUUUAUCUGCUCCGAGAAGAAGCCGCGCCUCCUUUAGCUAUUGAACAGUGAAUUCUAACGAUAUGUAAUGUAACGUAUUAGGUACCUUUGAGCACGUGUGGUACAUGUAGGAUGUGAGUAUAUAGCACGGGAAUGACUAUGUAAAUGAGAGAAGCGAAUUAUUUAACGGUCGUAGCGGCGAAUCGUUCGAGCGAAUCGGUGGCAAUAACCUCGAUGACGUUGUUCGCACUUAUAGAUCAGUGAUGAUUAACAAUAACGAUCAAUGAGGAUUACUUGCAUCAUCAUCAUAUUCUGUGAGUUCAUAUCAUGCUACGCAUGUGCUACUAAUCGUCAGUAGCAAUAAUAGAUAGACUCAUUGGAAUUCAAGUAGAGACAGAAAACUUGAAAUCAUAACCUUGUAAUCGAGUUAGCGACUUGAGCUUUCUGCCCAUCGUCCAUCGUUACCUACGGGCUAUCACUGAAUGACAGUAAUUUCCUCGUGGCCACCAGUGCACUGGGAUACGAGUACCAUGGCUUCUAUUCUGUGAGAAAUCUUGAUAUAUCAAUACUUCUCACUGUACUCAUCAUUUCUGACCGGUUUAUCUUCUUCUUCCUUCAUCUUAUGGACCAUGGACCCCCGUGAUAUUACCGACAAUAUGUCGCAAGAUCCUCUCUCUUCGGCGCUAAUGAUGCACUCGCCCCGACAUCUUUAUUAUGCAUUCCUUCUCUGGAUUUGAGAUUGCGCAUUGGAUAUGAAUCUUCAGAGCAUAUUAUGACUUGAUAUUGCGUCAGGUUUUUAAUUUAUUUCUGUUGUCAUGUGUAUAUGAUCUUUUUAUUUUCGUUUAAUAUCUAAUGGACACUUUUCGCUGUGGCAAUUUAAAGAAAAUUCUUUUUAAUUAUCUUCCAGUCGCCUUCUUCUCUAUACCUCGUGGCAAAGAACGAAGCGAAGCUGUAAACCCUUUGGCGUCCACGAAAAUGUUUAUGGGGUUGAACAGCUUUAUGGUUAACCAUGAAACGACGUGUGCUCGUAAAAUUCGCGCAUCAGAAAAAUCCGGCUUCGCUUCGCUAAUAAGUAAUGGCGACGUGAACAAGUACAGGUGGUAUACACCUUUGGUAUAAGGUAUACUGUAGAAAAAUAACGAAAGAGAAAGAGAGAGUAUUAUUAUUAAGAGAAUUAAUUUCUUUUUUCUUUUCUUCUCAAAUAUGGGCAGAGGAAAAGGGUUACGAGAAUUUUGCGUAUUAAAUUAUUGUAAUAGAGAUUGCGCGACAUAUACUCGUUAUUAUCGUUCGAGUCACGACUAUUUCUUGAAUAUUAUUAGGAUGAGAUUGAGCUGAUUAACUAUUAAAUAAUUCUUUUUUGGAAUCACCACAGUGCAAUCGUGACUAACAGCCUAUUCAUCUAUACAAUCAAUUUUUAAUCACAUUAGCCAAUACCUUGGGACGUCGUUUAUGAAAUGAGAAUCUCUGCGCGAGUCGGUAUAACUUUCAUAACAUCCAAUUAAAAUAUUUUACAUGUUAGAGCUCCCUAAUGACACCUAUAGCAUGUCCAUUGAAAAGUGAGACUUCUCAUCAGUAAAUUAAUCUCGAUAUAGUAUUCGGCUUUGGUAGUACUGUUAAUGAUUAUAAAAUGUGGCUAUACAGAAAGCAUGUAGAAUAGUAAGAAGGAGGGCGUGAUGAGAAAAAAGAUAAAAUACAGACGUAGUAAGAGUCGCCUAUAAAGAACGAUUAGAAGUCAAAAUCAUGAAGAUAUACGUGAAAGUAUGUAGAAUAGUGCGGAGAGCGAGACGAGAAAAAAAUAAAGAAGAUAAAAUAUAGAAAUAGGAAGAGUCGCUUAUAAAGAGGGAUUAAAAGUCAAAAUCAUGAAUAUAUAUGCUAUUCAUUCGACUUAAUAAAACUCAUUGAUUACACCGGUCAUUGAAUGAUACCGUCAACAGAUAAGAAGUUCAUCAUGAAUCAGUCACUUUCUCGUCAAACCGUAUCUCCAUUAAAUUUAAUUAAUCAGCCAGUUCAAAUACUUGUAAUGGAAGAGAUAGACCUACAGCGAGAGAAGAUAGAGACUAACCUAAAGUUGAAAACUAAUAAGAUCCUAGAAGAAUGGCAAGCAGCUUACUCUGAAAAGUGGCAGGAGUUGAUUGUUUUUCGUGACCAUAAGGAUGAAACUUCAGAAUAUAAUUAAAGCUACGUCCAAAUAAGAAAGAGAGAAAGAGAACGGAGCAGAGUGAGAUAGAUAAUUAAAAAAGAAUCUAUCGACAGAGAAGAUCUGGACCAAUCAUUUUGAGAUUCAAUCUUUCUAAUGAAUGUAUGCUUCUUGUUGAGUCAUUGUCAUUAGACAUACAUUACAUAUGUCCUACUUGUCAAGUACUAAUCAAAGGCUCAUUAGUGAUCAUUAGGAGGUCAGUCAUUAUGUCAUCACUUCGACAAUUGAAUCUUCUAAUAUCAUCAUGUCAUUAUAAUCUCUGUACGAGAAGAGAAGUGAGAUUUGAUUUGAUCAUACCGACAGAUAAAUCACAUACAGAUACUUAAUGACCUGUAUCACAAGUGGUAAUGAUCUUCGUUUCUCUUGAGGAUGAAAGGAAGACGAAAAAAUCGAAGUCAUGAAAUAAUAUUAAAGAUUACACAAAAAAAAGUGUCGUUAACAAUGAUGAUUUAUAUUGGCAUAAAAUUCAUGGGAUGCUGGAUGUACCGACUGACUGUGGAACAGAUGGUCAUGCGAACUUGCUGACUACAGAUUAUUAUUGUCGAGUGUCAUUGUGCUUUACGGGCAAUGGCGUCGCUAACAACCACUAUAAAAUGUAUAAAUAUACAAAGCAGAUGUUGGAGAUACGGAUACGAGAAAUUACUUGUCGCCUCGACGCACGGCGUCGUUCAAAAAGAGAAGGAAGCGUGCGGCACGCGUUUUGAUAAAAAAAAACAGUCUAAGAAGUGAACAGAAGAGAAAAAAAAAAUUAUGAAAAUAAUAUAGUACCGCAAUUCUCGAGAAUAUUCGUCAUACACAAAUUUCUUAUAUACCCGUCGAGCAAACAGUUUUUUUUCAAUGUAUACAACUAUUCACAUAAGUCCCUAUGUAUUUCGAAAAUGUCAGUUCAGCGUCAUGUGGCGAACACGAGUCUCUGGAAUUUUUGACGCGUCCACAAUCUCACGAUCAAAUAAUAUUUUUCAUACACGAAUACGAUUCCAUCGUAGCAUCGUACUUUUUCGUAAAAUACUAUCAUUUAUUUAUAUAGUUUUAUUAUGCGUAUUAAAAGCUUGGCGCUGUCCAAGACUUGGAUUGAUUUAUGGCUCUGGACUAUCAUGGAAACUGUAUCUGACGUGUACCAAGCUGAUUUAAUUGUCAGUUAUCGCCAGUGAUUUCCAUGAAUCCGAUGUGGAAUUUCGUGGUACUCCCGUGGAUAGGGCAGGAGAAUUUGCGCGGUAUUUAAAGCGCGAUUUACACGUCUGGUUUAAAGGCCGGUUUUUAUUGCGGUAAAUGCCAAGUCAGGAUUUAAUACGGUAUUUCUUGUCGCCCGUCUUGUCUCCUUCUAAUUUUUCUGCCUGUAUAUUUCUUCCUCUUUCUCUACAACAACCAUCCUUUUUUUCAGUACGUCUCACCCCGAGCAGCCUUCGCACAGCCAUAUCCAUACAGCCAAGCUACGUCGAUUCGAUCCAAUCGAAAUUGUCCGGCCUAUACGUGGAAUUCGCCUGCUAUACCAUUUCUAUACAUGUACCCCGUUGCUUAAAGCGCGUGGAGAAUCUCACGUAAUAAAGCCCUGCAUAGGGUAUACAGGGUAUAUAAACGCUGGCUGGUUGCGUCGGGUACGGGAAGAGGAACAAAAAAAUAAAGAUGGAGAAAUGCGACAUUGGAGUGUCAGCCUUCUUUUAACGGGCGAUCAAACGGAGCUUAAGAAUACAAUAUGACGAAGUGCAAAGUACAAAGUCACAUGGACGUAUGUCUGCGCUAUACGUAUCCUGGUACCAUUACCACUUAUUGGAGGACAGUUAUGUUCUGUAGGAUAUUAAUGGAAAAGGAAAACCACAUGGACCGCAGGUACCGCAAAAGGAUUUACGGAAUCUCCUUCUUAAAGGUGGUUCAGGUAGCCGUCUGCAAUCCUAGGGGCUUAAAAUGAUCAUGCUGAUCUUGAUUUUACGAGGCAACCAGGAGUCUGGUGCAGUCUGAGAUGCAUUGAAUGCAACUGGUAUAUCUAAGGGUGUGGCUCGAUGCUGUGGAAAGAAGAUGUUAGCCAGUAGAGCAUAGAGGAAGAAAAUCAUUUGGAAAAGAAGAAGGAAGCUUAAGAAACCCAGUUCUGAAGCUGUCUUAUAAAUAAUUAUUAUCCUGGACCAUUCGUUAGCCUUAUUUAAUCGGCCAUUGGCAGCUGUAACUUUCCAGCUUUAUAUACACUGUCCUAUCCAAAUAUUCUCAGUGAAUCUUUUUCAUUGGUAUUUUCGCGCUUUAAAUAUUUCAUUUUCAUUGUCAUUUUUAUGUCUCUUAUAUAGGGACUGGUUCAUUGAUAUAAGAUUGUGGAUAAUUGAUACUCAGUGUUAAACUAGUCUAAUGCCACGGAUUUCAGAAUUGAUAUCUUUAUUAGGAAAAAAUGGCUAUCUGGUAGUUGUAUCUUGUAAGUCCUAUAAAAUCUAUUCUAAACGUAUAUCUAUAUUGCCAUAUCUGUACAGAGCCGUUCAACUUGUACGUAACAGGUGGCUUUGACAGCUGUCAAACGAUUACUUUACGGUAUUUCAUGAUACUUCAGUGGCAAACAUUAAAUAAGGAAUUCGAUAGUGACAUUGAAGAUUUUUAUAAAACUUUAAUGGUAUAUACAUAUAUAUAAUACUUGGCAAUUUUAUGGCUAAAUCAAAUUUCAUAAAGACUGUCAAUUCUUAUUGGCACGUCUGAGGUGGAUGGACCUGUACAUACGCAUAGCUAUAUAAAUUUGUAUUUACAUAGUCUAAGCCGAAUGAUAUGCACAUACGAAAUAGCCUGUCCAUUAAAAUGUUAAUCUAUAGGGGUUUACUUUCAUCUGCUUCUUCGUCGAUUGAUCUAUACCAGAUAAAGACAGCCGAAUCAAUUAAUCACGUGUAUCAUUAAGGCUAAAGACAAUGUACUCAUUAUGCCAAUUGAAGUGAAGAGACUUUCUCAAUGUCAGAGAAUCUUUCCUACAUUCCAUCACGGAAUAUAAUGCCGUGGAGAAGAUGCAUCUGAUUUUGUUGAUAGUCGCGCUCAGCCUCUUGCGAUUUCUGCCAGCCUCACUCGGUCAAGAUUUCCUGGUAACCAGACACGGAGAUGGCGACAUCUUUACUAUUAAUGGUUCCUGCACAGAAGCUUGUACGAUACUGAGUAGCGGAACAGCCAGCCCUUAUCCUAAGUCCACUGGGAAUUUUGGUCAGUUAUCAAUAUCCAAUAGUUCCUGUAUGUGCCAGUGCAAUAAGGCGCUUCCGGUAUUUCGUGAGGAUCUUCACAUAUGCGUGGACGACAUUAACGAAUGCAGCGUGGCAGGCUUCCUAAGCCAUUCCGGUAACGUGGAGGCAAUACCUUAUGUUUUUCUACCGCAACGUGAACAGAUCAUUUAUCCUCAGGCUGAGAUUCGAUUCCAAGGCGUCGCAACUCCAGUUUGUGGGAUUACCGGUGCUCAGCAACUUGGUAAAAGCGGAUGGAUGGGACUGCGAAACCUUUCUGAUGCCGAACCACCUUUCAGACUAUUCAGGGACGAAGGUCGAACAUUUCUGCAGUGGAUCGGUGAUGCUGAACUCAGGGAUGCUACAGAGGGCAGAGUCGUCUUAGCCAGAUUAGUUUGCAGAGAUGCUUCGCCAUCUACAACCAAGCCAACAGUGUUCACACCGUGCGUUGCAUUCAGGGUGGCAGGUUCACCAUCUAAAAAUAGUGUAAGGGAAGUGAUGUUCUCACCAUCCGGAUCUACCAGCCAAGGAUUAUCCACGAUAGAGUACACAGCCAUUGGAGUAUCAUCCGUAUUGCUGGCGCUGAUUUAUAUAGCCAGCGUCUCCCUGUAUCUGCAGAGCAGAAGGGCGAGACGGAAACGAUUUCAGGAACCGGAAGCACCUCACGCAAAUGGUAGAGAUCCUGGAAUUGUUAAGAAUAAUCCACUUCUCUCGGCUGGCCGACAUUUUGAGAGUGAUACCAAUAGUGGACUUAGUGAAAGUGACCUUGGGGAUGACCUUGGGCAAAGCGAUGGAGAACCUGGUUUCGAAAAUCAGAUAACAUCAGCCAUUGUUCAUCCUCACUGUGUCUACCUGGAACCUGGAACGGAAGGAUUCUUCGGUUCAGGAUCAAUUCUUGGCGAAAGGAUUCCAGACGAAGACGUUCGCAUUGUUGAGACUGUCGAGAAUGCUCAUCUGCAGGAUUUUCCAGCUCUGCCUGGAACACAGCGCCGGAAGUUGUACUUCAAUCCUGCUUACUUUGACCGACAGUUACUAUUGGCACCGCCACCGGCAGCUGUUGAAUUUCUUAUGAAGAUAAGAGAAGUGAUAUCAAUUGCUAAACAUAAAAUGGCUGUCAAGAAAUUUGUUCCUACACUGAAUGGGAUCCCAGAGGAAGAACGUUCGGUAUCAGAAAAGGAGAGCUCGGCAAAACCGAGAGUAAAUUCGGUUCAAGGUUCUGUAGCUAGAUCCAGGAAGUCACAGGGAUGUACCGGAUGUCCUGGCUGUCAAGAUAUCAUAGCCUUACCAGCUCCUAGCCAACCAUGUCCUGGCGAGAGCAGAAUAAGAGCUUGGUUACAGGAUGUCAAACCUCCUGAACGCCGUUGGAAGGAUCCUGAGGAGAGUAAAAGGAAUUUUCAGGAAAAUGCCAGGAACUUCGCCAGGAGUUUAGAAUAUUUGAAGAAUGUGGCGAGGCAGGAUAUCAUUCAGGAUGGGUCUCAAUUGAAUGCCAGGACGUUAUCAGUCUGGAAGAAUAAACCUGCGAUGCUUCGUUCUUUCCAGGAGAUGGCACGAAGUGAGAUCUUAGAUAAUGAAGACAGAUACAGUGUCUCUAAAAGAUCUACCAAGUCCAUGUUCGAGCAAUCGAUUUAUGACAGAUUCUCCAGAGUCGCUGAUGCCCAUCAGGUCAAUAAUCUAAAUGCCAAGGUCCAACAGAUCAUUGAAAAUUCCUUCAAAAAGCAAAUGGAAGAGAGCAUCGGCUUAGAGGAGGAUCAGAAGAGAUUCGUUCCUACGUUUUCUUGCGAAGAAGCCACUUCCGUAAUUCCUCAGGACUCUGAAAAAGCAUCCUUGAAAAAUUCUUUGUACCGGGAUAACACGUUAUCUAGCAAAACAAGCCGGAUAAGAUCUCAUAAAGAUUCAAACAAACUUCCGGAUAUGAUAACGGAGCUUCCUGGUUCGAAAAAUCCGACGAAACGAAUUAUGGAUGCUGUAAUUCGUGAGAUGGUAGAUGUCAAGGCUCUGGACCAGGUAUCUAAGACUGGAAAAGUAAUAGACUACGAAGUGGAUAGUCUGGAGAGAUCUAAAUCAAGUCGAAAAUCAUCACCAGAUCAAUCUAGUCCAGCACUGUCAACUGCAUUGCCAAUGACGGAAGAAUUGACAAUGCGCAAUGCAAUUUUCAAUAGAAAAACCGGACAGAUGACAAUGUCAAAACUUGAAAAGGAUUUCUAUGAUCUACCGGAAGUGAUAUCUCAGCGUAACGAGAGAUACAGUCUCGUUAGUGAAGUUUACGUUAACGACGGUUAUGCCAGUCCAGCCGGCAGUGAGGACUCUGGACCCGAAAUACAAUACGAGCCAGAAAAUCCAGGUCACCUAACAAUCAAGGUACAGGAUUCCCCAGAGAAUUAUGUCAAGCAAGAUGAAUCUGAAUAUGAACCAGAUACACUAGACCGGAAACCCAUGAAGCUCAAGAUUAACGGAGAGGUAAACUAUGACAAGGAAAUCUUAUCGGAAGUCUACGUAGACUCUUUGGAAAGACCAGCACAAAUUUUAUUACGAAGUAAAGGCAGUUUUCGUAAUGACGACUCUGACCAAUGUCCACCUUUAGAAAGAGGAUACGGAAGUCUACGCGAAAUUUAUGAAGCCAGGAUCAGGUCGAACCUGAAGGACUCCAGUUUUGUAAGUGGUAGCACCAAGUCCUUGAACGGGGACUCUGAGAAGGGAAUGUCCUGGCGCAAGACGAAAUACUUAACACCAGAUUCAAGACAGGCUCGAAGACAAAGAAAACAGAACCAACCGGAUGUAGUGCCAUUGCCACCGUCUGAUGACUUUCGAGAGGCAGAGUCCUGCCAGGAGCUAAAUACCUUUUCAAAAAACGGUUGGGACAGGAGUCAGUCUGAGGCUGGAAACCCUACGGCCAGCCAGGUGGCUCCUGUCGUAAUUCUAACAGGACGCCCCGUAGGGACUCACCGGAUCUUAAAUAGUAAACAGGAUCCUGUACGAGGGAAGAGCUUGAGGAGGGACCUAAAGUCCCCUGAGAGUUGCGUUUGCAAGAACUCUGCAAUUAAUAAACAGACUGGUCCAUCUGCUUCUUGCAAAGGCUGUCCUAGGCACACAUUUUGGAGCAUGGAUGCAUCGAGAGCCCUUAAGGAUAAAAAUUCAGCUGCCUUGGGCAUAAGGACAAAGAACCGGAAGGGCGUGACCUUAAAGGUCGAGGACAGUGGUUACCUCAGUAGCACAGAUAGCAAUGGCUCCCAGAAGCAUUUAUUGAAAUAUGACGUCAGCACUGUCUCGGAGACCGACGAAACGGAGUCUGUCUGCGAUGGAGCGAGCGAGAGCGGCGCUGAGAGCGUCGGGACGGAUAGCGUCUUCUUCGAUAACUUCCGUCGAUUCUCGGAUACUGUGUCCGGUAACUUCCGGUGUCUCUCGGACGCUUCUGGAUUCUCUAAAAGUAUGGAUUCUGGCGUCGAUCUUGGCAGGAGUCAAUGUGUUCCUAGUUUUGGUAUCAGCAAUCCCGUUGGUACCGAGAAGAGCUUUAGCGACAGUGAAAACGAAAGUUUGAUUACGGUUCUCGUACCCGGAAGUCAGCACAAUAGUCUUGUUUCCUGAUAAUGUUAAUUUUAUAACUAGCUUUAGAAAAAUAUGCCUUAGGCCAACGAGUCCAAAGUACCUUGGAUCAAAUCUAACCAUAAGCAGGUAUUCCAGUAGCAGGUUGGAAACCUCAUAUACAUAUUGCUUUGUAUUCGUACUUAUUAUUUCUUACGAGAUCUUUAUGAUUUAUGAAACUUCUAAUAAUAGGCACCGGAUACUCACAUGGCCAGUAACUCAAGAAUAUUACCCUAAUACUAUAAAUUAUUAUUACGUUCCAAGCGCUAUGCGUUUAUGAGUUCAUAUACCGGGUAUUCUGCAUGUAUAUAUAUGUAUAUAUAAUAAAUUUAUAUAUAUGUAUAUAUAAAUUCUGCAUGUAUAUAUAAUAUACAUAUAUUCCUGUAUAUAAAACGAAUAGAAUCUUCUCAAUAGCCUCAUUAAAUAAUUAGUCUAUUAAACAGAUAAUAUAUUUUCGUCUUUAACCGCAAAUAGAUCUGUAAAACCUUCAUAUUCACGGAUACUCAGAUAUACGUUGUUAUUAUUAUUCACACUUGGCAAAACAUUAAUAUCGCUGGUUCCGAUAUUAAUUAGUCAAGAUUUUCUUUUUAGAAAAUCUAUGUGAAAAUGUUAUUUAUUAUAAGAUAAGAAAAAAAAAUCCAAGACUUUUAAUCAAGGUUUUUAAUGGCCGACAGUGCAAUAAUAAAUUAUAUCAUAGCAUUUAAAACGGUACUUAAACGAACUUAUCAUUUUAUCGCUGUACUUAAAUAAUCAUUAGUCUAUUAUUUUAUAAAUUACACUACGAUAUCUUGCCAAGAAGGUAUUAACAUUGAGUAGGUUUUAUUACAUGAAAAUAGUACUAUUGUUACUAUGCUGUUGCAUCUGUAUAUUUUAUGUAUUGUACAGUACCUCGUAUUUAUUUUGCUCUAUCUCAUUUUUCAUAUAUUUAUUAUAACGGUCCGUCAUUAUUCACGUUUGUUAAGUUUGUUGCUCUGGUAAAUUUAUUAUUUUUUUUUUGUUAUUAUUUUGAUCGCUUAAUUUAUUAACGCAAUUAGCAAAGACGCUUAAUGACUCUGUCACUACGAAUUAUUGUUUUUUUUUUUUUUUUUUUUUUUUUUUUUUUUUUUUUUUU